GUGGAAUAUUGGGACUAUUGGUGAUUAAAUAUGGAUCCAGCACUGUUACGCGAAAGGGAGGCGUUUAAGAAAAAGGCACUCGCAACGCCAAGUAUAGAAAAGAAGAAGAGAGAUGACUCCCAAUUUAAAGAUGAGUCUAAGAAGUCCAAAUCAAAGUCAUCAAGCUCUGUUAAUGCACAGCCUAAGAUUGAUGCUACGAACUAUAAAACAAUGACGGGCAGCUCUUCAUAUCGAUUUGGAGUGCUUGCCCGUAUUGUGAGACAUAUGAGAGCUAGACAUCAAGAUGGUGACGACCAUCCCUUGACACUAGAUGAAGUGCUGGAUGAAACCAAUCAACUGGAUGUUGGUAACAAAGUUAAACAGUGGCUACAAACAGAAGCUCUACAGAAUAAUCCAAAGAUAGAAUGCACGCCUGAUGGAAAAUAUAUUUUCAAAGCUGUCUACAAAAUAAAGGAUAAAAAGUCAUUGCUUAGGUUAUUAAAACAACAUGACUUAAAGGGAUUAGGAGGGAUUUUAUUGGAAGAUGUACAGGAGUCUUUGCCACAUUGUGAAAGAGCUCUUAAACAUUUAGCUCAAGAAAUCCUGUACAUCACUAGGCCCACAGAUAAAAAGAAAAUAUUAUUCUAUAAUGAUAAAACAGCCAAAUUAGAUGUGGAUGAAGAAUUCGUUAAAUUAUGGCGUGCUACUGCUGUAGAUGCGAUGGAUGACGCAAAAAUAGAAGAAUACUUAGAAAAACAGGGUAUUAAGUCAAUGCAAGACCAUGGACCUAGAAAACCGAUAGCACCGAAAAGGAAAAAGGCCUCUCAAAAGAGAAGACAGUUUAAGAAACCUAGAGACAAUGAACAUUUAGCAGAUGUUCUUGAGACAUAUGAAGAUAACACACUGACACAAAAAGGCGUAUCAAUAAAAUAAAUAUUUUGAUUAGCUCA
This is a messenger RNA of Papilio xuthus (Asian swallowtail), 929 nucleotides long. It is a transcript of the gene TfIIEbeta, whose product is annotated as transcription factor IIEbeta. Lineage: Eukaryota; Metazoa; Arthropoda; Insecta; Lepidoptera; Papilionidae. Gene Ontology annotation, molecular function: TFIIH-class transcription factor complex binding. Bases 31 to 912 code for a protein of 293 amino acids. The transcript is spliced from 6 exons. Gene Ontology annotation, biological process: transcription initiation at RNA polymerase II promoter. The record is from RefSeq and is a predicted model, not a curated record. Gene Ontology annotation, cellular component: transcription factor TFIIE complex.